This is a messenger RNA of Gadus macrocephalus (Pacific cod), 3538 nucleotides long. RefSeq names its product mitochondrial basic amino acids transporter-like. Gene Ontology annotation, biological process: mitochondrial L-ornithine transmembrane transport. Bases 393 to 1331 code for a protein of 312 amino acids. The transcript has 4 exons. NCBI's taxonomy places the organism in Eukaryota, Metazoa, Chordata, Actinopteri, Gadiformes, Gadidae. The record is from RefSeq and is a predicted model, not a curated record. Gene Ontology annotation, cellular component: mitochondrion. Gene Ontology annotation, molecular function: high-affinity L-arginine transmembrane transporter activity.
ACUCUGAUUGGCUGUCUUCUCCAUCAGGGUCACGCCCACAGCUAAGGUCAAGAGCGUAUGUCUGUUUCUCACCAGCUUCAUGCUACCAGCCGGCUAAACCCAAGGUGUAUCGAAUUGUAACGUUUGCUAUUGUGCAAUUUAAUAUUAAUAUUAAAAUGAACAUUAAAAUGAGCAUUAAUAUGAAUAUGAAAUUAAGGAAGAUAUUCGUGAAAAGGCAUAGGGAAUAGCUGGCUAACGUCGACUCAUGGUCAAAACCAUCGAAGGGUGUCAACCAGGGGAACUUUAACGAUCAUAGUGGCCAGUGCGGGACAGAGAAAAGUAAUCAGUCAACCCUAGUAUUAGAGCCAGCAGGUGCUUGCUUCUCUCUCUUCCAGGGAGUUUUUAAAAAAGUGAUGGACUUCCUCGCUGGCUGCAUUGGUGGUGCUGCCGGCGUCUUAGUGGGGCAUCCGUUCGACACAGUGAAGGUCAGGCUGCAGAUUCAGAAUGUGGACAAACCUCUUUACCGCGGGACCUUUCACUGUUUCCAGUCCAUCAUACGGCAAGAGUCGAUGCUCGGUCUGUACAAAGGCAUCGGAUCCCCCAUGAUGGGCCUGACCUUCAUCAACGCCAUAGUGUUUGGCGUCCAGGGUAACGCCAUGCGCUACCUGGGCCGCGACACGCCCAUGAACCAGUUUCUGGCGGGUGCGGCCGCCGGCGCCAUCCAGUGCGUGAUCUGCUGCCCGAUGGAGCUGGCCAAGACGCGGCUGCAGAUGCAGGGCACCGGGGAGCGCAAGUCCACCAGGAAGCUGUACAAGAACUCCCUGGACUGCCUGGUGCGCAUCUACAACCGCGAGGGCUUCCGCGGCAUCAACCGCGGCAUGCUGACCACCCUGAUCCGCGAGACCCCCGGUUUCGGCGUGUACUUCCUCACCUACGACGUGCUGACCCGCGCCAUCGGCUGCGAGCCCGAUGCGCCCUUCAUGAUACCCAAGCUCCUGUUCGCAGGCGGCAUGUCGGGCAUCGCCUCCUGGCUCUCCACCUAUCCCGUGGAUGUGAUCAAGUCCCGCCUACAGGCGGACGGCGUGGGCGGGGUCAACCAGUACGCCAGCAUCGCAGACUGCGUGAGGCAGAGCGUCAAGAAGGAGGGCUACAUGGUGUUCACGCGGGGCCUCACCUCCACGCUGCUCCGGGCCUUCCCCGUGAACGCCACCACCUUCGCCACGGUCACGCUCGUCCUGAUGUGGGCCCGGGACAGGGAGGCAGGGCUAAAGGACUGUGAGGCGGCCCCGCCGACCCACCCUGCCCAGCUCCAGGCGCCAGGCCAGGACCAGGUGCAGGUCUCCAGCUUCUGAGGGUUGCUUCCUCCGGCUUUUGAGCAAGGCACUUUGCCGGGGAUUGUUAUAAAGUUUCCGAUCCGACCAAUGCAUCCCAACUUUGAAGGUAGAGUGUUAUGCUUUGGUUCGGUAAAAAAUUGCAAUACUGUUAUAGUAAUAAUAAUAAUGCUGUCCAAAACCGAUAUAUAUUUAUUUUUUUAUAUGGCAUUUAUAAAUUUGAGAGGUAUUACCAAAUUACGGAGUUUGCCUUUUUACCAAAUGUAUGGCAGUUUGUUAAAACUGCCAUAUAUACAAACUUUCGUGAUGUACAGCUGGUAUUUAGCAUAAAUCAUAUUUGCAUGCUGGUCCAUAAUUUUUGAUCUAAUGUAUGAACUAAUUGACCUACAAGACAUAAGUACUUAUUCUUUCUCUGAAUAAGUGUUUGAUAAGGGAUAAUGAGCAAUGGUAAAUAACAACGAUACGCUUAAGAAAUGCAUAAACAUUGGCUGUAAACUGUCUCGAAGCCAUGCUCUAUGCAUGUUACUAACCCAGGAUCGUCUAAUGAACUGUAUCAGGUCAAACACUGAAACCCACUGAAAACACUGUACAUCAUGAGGUUUUGGGCUGCAGUUAUAUGCAUAUUUUUUGUUUUAUUUAUAUUUAUACAUGCAUGUAUAGUUUUUUCAGCCUUAUUUUUAUUCUCUUAAAAUCGAUUGUGAUCGUGAAUGGGGAAACCAAUCUGGAAGAUGGCAUGGGGCACAGCGAUAUUAACGUAUCUGACAGUUUGUUUGCUGAACCAAAACUAGUUCAAAUUGGCUAGAGUGGGCCUUAUUGUGUUAUUACUGAAACACAUUCGCAUGGUGCUGGUAUUUUCAUGUCUUUGUAUGUCAUCAGAGGUUGUGACAACCUUGCUGCAUAUUUUUAGUCUGUACUUUAUUUGUAUUAUUAUGAAUGGUUUGUUGGGUCUUACUAACUUAUGUUAAUGCUGUUCUAUCAUUUGUUGUGUUUAAAAGUUUUAACCUUGGCCUAGUUUCACAUAAUGCUAUUCAUUUGCGACUUCAAGUCUCUUUGUUUGUGUCGUAGUCUGAUAAUGAAUGUGUAGGGUUUGGUUAUCACAGUGACGGCUGUGAACAAAUGAAAGUCAUAGUACUCACUAUGCAUUUUAACUUGUGAUGUAUCAUUUUGGGUGUUAGUGUUAUUUUGAUGGACCGGGCACUGCACGUACUGAUCACGGUUUAGUCAGGAUCAGCCCCUUCUGUGUAUGUCUGAGAUGUGUGUUUUGUCUGAAGAUCUUGCUGUAAAACAGUCUUGUUUUCUUUUUAACCAAAAAGGCUGAUUUGGUUUGCCUUCUAAUGCAGUAAUUAUGAAGCACAUUUGACUAAUGAUCUUCUUCCUCCUUUCUCCGUUAUACUAACAUACACAACCCACACUUUCUGGGUUGGAGGAUCUCUGAUGUCAGAAAGGGAUAAAGCUAAGGAGUUGUGUGGUACAAGGAUGUGAAGGGUGGAAUUCAGGCAGAAAGUUUCCAUUUUGAAUGUACCCGCAAUGACCAUUGACCUCUAAAGGCUACAGGAUUGGGAUAAAUCACAAAUUACACAAUUGCACAAGAAGGGGAAAAGGUGGAAUGCAGGCAGUAAGUUUAUAUUAUGAAUGUACAUGCAAAGACCAUCUACUUGUUAAAGCUAUGGGAUAGGACGACGUCACAAGUACUUAAGAUAUCCUGAAUGUAUCGCUCUUAUGACCCCAUGGGGUCUGGGAUCUGCUGCUGCUUUGUCGUGGCGUUGGUCGAUGUUUUGAAGACUUACUGGAAAGAAAAACUAUGCAGCUAUCGCAGUGUCUUAUCCGUGGAAAGACAUUGGUGACCAUGAACCACAUGGUGAAAACAUAGAGUGAGUCGCCCAGGCAAUAAGUCGCAGAUGCAAUAUCUACUGUGUGUAAUGUCGAUGGAAUGAGAUGGCUGCUAGAUUGGUUUAAAGUACCGGGAUGUGUAAAUAAAUUAAAAAUAUAUAUGUGUCUGUGUACAUAUACAUAGAUAUUUUUCAAUCUAAAUGUUUUUUUUGGAAUGUUAGCAUUACCAUGGUUUUUCGAAAUAUAUUUAUUCAGUCCAGUUUUACUGUGGAUGGAUUUUAUCAAGAUAAACAGCUGAAAUGUAUUAUUACAUAUUUUUCUUACUUGCCUCUGAAACUGUUUGUGGAGAUGGUUCCUGAUGUUGUGGACAGGUGGUUAAAUAAACUCAAGGAUCAGUA